This is a messenger RNA of Centruroides sculpturatus (bark scorpion), 744 nucleotides long. Its product is annotated as phosphatidylinositide phosphatase SAC1-A-like. Gene Ontology annotation, biological process: phosphatidylinositol dephosphorylation. The transcript is spliced from 7 exons. Lineage: Eukaryota; Metazoa; Arthropoda; Arachnida; Scorpiones; Buthidae. Gene Ontology annotation, cellular component: endoplasmic reticulum. Bases 1 to 744 code for a protein of 247 amino acids. The record is from RefSeq and is a predicted model, not a curated record. Gene Ontology annotation, molecular function: phosphatidylinositol-4-phosphate phosphatase activity.
AUGUCGACGGUGAAUUCUAGCUCUUCUGUUUAUGAAAAUUUGAUGUUAAUUUUGAUAUUUCCAGGUCCACAUCUUGUAUUAAUUACAAAAAAAUCAAAAGUAGGUGAGAUUAAUGGUCAAUCAAUAUGGAGAGUAGAAGAUACUGAAACACAUGCAUAUGCACGAGCUUCAUUGCAUCUCACUGAAGAUCAGAAUCAAUAUGACAAACAGUACCUAUCGAUGAUACAAUCUUUUCUUCGGACUCCAUACUUUUAUUUUUCCACAUCUUAUGAUUUGAGUCACACAGUUCAACGAUUAUACAACACUAGUCCGGAUUUUCUUCAAAUGCCAUUGUUUGAAAGAGGGGAUCAAAGAUUUAUUUGGAAUCAUUAUCUAAUGAGGGACCUUUUAGCACAGCAAGAGUUACAUCGAUACUGGCUGCCGGUAAUUCAUGGCUUUAUAUGUAUAAAGCAAUGUAUUAUUAACCAACAUUCUUUUUCAUGGAUAUUAAUAUCAAGGAGAAGUUGCUAUCGUGCAGGAACACGUUUAUUUAUGCGAGGCGUUGAUACAGAAGGACACGUGGCUAAUUACAUUGAAACGGAACAGAUUGUAGAAUACGAUGGUUGCAAAAGUUCAUUUGUACAGACAAGAGGUUCUAUUCCAUUGUUUUGGAGUCAACUUCCAGAUCUUAGGUACAAGCCAAAACCAACAUUAAGUACUACUAACAAUCAGGUAAGUUUCUAUAAAACAUUUUAUUUAUAUUGA